GAGGUUCUACUCACCGUUUCUGAACAAAAAACGAAAGAUUAUGUGUUUAUUUUCAAAUGAGGUUUUAGCUCUCUGUGGUUUUUAAUGAGAAUUUAUUAAAUCGCUUUGUUUUAGGUAAAAGUGAAGCAUAUCAGCAUUUCUUGCCGUUUAUGAGAAAUACAGAAUUUUCAUAGAAUUUGUUUCUACAUAAAUCUUGAAAAAGUUUCUGUAUCUCAACAAACGCGCGCAGAACAAGCAACAAAAUAACCUGAAAAGCAGUGAAAAUUUGAAGUGUUUGCUUUUAUGGUUUCACUUUUCUGGAGAACGUUCUCGAUUCCCGCCCUUUCUUUGUCAUCACGUGGCUUCAAUUCAAACCCUUCCUGAUCCACUGGGCCGUCCAAUCACAGCCAGGAGACGCUGCAGCUCAAUUUCCAUACAGCAUGUAUAAUAUCAGCUGUUUCCUCUCCAGCAGCUCAUUCGUCGCUGUAAGUUUCCAGAGACAACAUGCCCGAACCCGCCAAGUCUGCGCCCAAGAAGGGCUCCAAGAAAGCGGUCACCAAAACGGCCGGCAAAGGAGGCAAGAAGAAGAGAAGGACCAGGAAGGAGAGCUACGCCAUCUACGUGUACAAGGUGCUGAAGCAGGUCCACCCCGACACCGGGAUCUCCUCCAAGGCCAUGAGCAUCAUGAACUCCUUCGUCAACGACAUCUUUGAGCGCAUCGCCUCCGAGGCCUCCCGUCUGGCUCACUACAACAAGCGGUCCACCAUCACCUCCAGGGAGAUCCAGACCGCUGUGCGCCUCCUGCUGCCCGGUGAGCUGGCCAAGCACGCCGUGUCCGAGGGAACCAAGGCUGUGACCAAAUACACCAGCUCCAAGUAACCAGCUCUGCUGCUGAUGCUCCAACCCAACGGCUCUUUUAAGAGCCACUCACUGCAUCUGGAGAGCUUUGAUCAUGACUGAUAUAUUUUUGCAGAACAAAGAAAUGGUGGAAAUUUCAAGAAGGUGAGAAAUUUUGGAGGUGAAGGGUUUAAGUAUUUUUUAUUUAAGAACCUUGUGAAUGAUCAUCUCAAAGUAUUAGAUGUCAGAUUUUUUCUUCUUGCUGGCUCCUUUUCAAUCAAGUUCAUUUGUGCAGCACAUUUCAACAACAUUGAGGUUUCAAAGCUUUACAUAAUAAUAAACACAAAUAUAAUGUCAUAAAAUAUACCAUAAUCAACCAUUGAGAAAAUUAAUAACAAACAUUACACUUUGAUGAGUGCCAUCAUCAAAAUCAUUAAUGCACAUGAACUAGAAAAGGUUCCUUUUAUUUCGGCCACUGCUGAAGACAAAUCCUCCCCUGAUGCGAUCAAAUACAAUAACCAAUGAAGCAGCGGCUCAUCACGCCUUUAUUUUGAAAACCGACACGCAAAAUGAAGCAGUCACGUGACCCAUGCACUGCGAGGCCUCGUUUGCUGCCAGUCACGUGGUUUUCAACAAGCCGACACGAGCCUGAAGCGGGGCUUCAGAGGGCCCAUCACCUCUGACCUCUACCAGAGUCAGCAGAAGGACCAGUGUUGGUGUAUUGACCAUCCUAAAAUUUCUCACUGGCCCAAAUCUGAUCAUCACUAUGAAAAGUGUCCGGCAUUAUUUCAGCUUUUGUUGUAUAACAGCUUUUGUUCUGCAUAUGACAGUAAUAAAUGUAACAGCAUUUUCUUUCCACUGUACAGAAGCUGCAGUCAGAGCAGCUGUUCAAAAUAAAAAACUAAAGCACUGCUGUUGUCAGAAAAAUCAAAAGUUUUUGAUUAGUAUGUGUUUAAAAUGCCCAUAAUGAGCUAAGAGAAGAACAUCUGGCUGAAGAUUAAAGAUAAUUUUGAAGAUUGAA
Molecule: messenger RNA, 1837 nt
Organism: Xiphophorus couchianus (Monterrey platyfish)
Lineage: Eukaryota; Metazoa; Chordata; Actinopteri; Cyprinodontiformes; Poeciliidae
Product: histone H2B 1/2-like
Exons: 1
Coding region: 484-858 (124 amino acids)
Cellular component (GO): nucleosome
Molecular function (GO): DNA binding; protein heterodimerization activity; structural constituent of chromatin
Source: RefSeq, a predicted model, not a curated record